This is a messenger RNA of Populus trichocarpa (black cottonwood), 1026 nucleotides long. RefSeq lists its product as uncharacterized. The coding region runs from base 109 to 918 and encodes 269 amino acids. The transcript has 4 exons. Lineage: Eukaryota; Viridiplantae; Streptophyta; Magnoliopsida; Malpighiales; Salicaceae. The record is from RefSeq and is a predicted model, not a curated record.
UUUAUAGUUGAGAUACAUUGCCAAAAAAAUCUGCCCAAGGUCCUGUUCUCCUAUCUUCCUAUCCUCCACUCCUUUAGAGCCAGAGGAGUAAGCAGAUAAAAAAAAAACAUGGGAGGAGGAGCCAUGCAUAUGGACUUAAUUCCUAUGAUUCAAUUCAAACCUUCCACUUCUGCCAUCCCUUCUUUGCCAUCUACUUCUACUAGUCUUAACUUUCCUGUAUCAGUUAGUGAAACUAUUGCAUCUCUUGGACAGUCUUGUACUGCUUCUUCUUGUUAUUGUCAAAGUGGAACUUGUCCAAGAAUGUUACAGUCUGUAAUACAUGGAAAAGAUCAUGAUACAAGGACGAAUGGGGUGUCUCCUUAUAAUGUUGUUCUAGGCACUGUGCCAUCACAAUUGGAAGUUGAAAGCGCCAUAGCUUCCCUUCAAAAUUUUUUGAGUGAGGUUUCUUCAUCUGGGCAGAUGUUGUUGGACUGUUGUGGUGUUAGAACAUUGCUGUCUCUUGGUUAUGGAAGAGUUCGUGAUGCUUUUAGAUUGCUGCAAACUGAUCCAUCUAUUAAGAGACUGGUGAUUUCUCUAGCAUCUGAUAAGGCUGUCUGGGAUGCUGUUAUGAGCAAUGAGGCAGUGAGGAAGCUGCAAGGGUCUUGCUACCCAGCUGAAGAUUGUAGGAAAGAAAGCUGCGAGGAAGAAUCGGACAUAGCUGCUUGCGUUUUGAGGUGGAUCAUGGACAUCACUAAAGCCAAAAUUAUUGAACUCCUUGAUAAAUUCACACUAUUAAUGAAUGAGGUUUUUCAACCAAUUGAGAAGGAAAAACCCGGAGAAGAAACCAAUCAUAAUGUGGAUGACAAAGUUAGAUCAUCACUGCUUCUCUCCAUUGUGAUCCUCUUGAUUGUAGUUGUGGCAAGGACUCGCGGAGCUUAACUGCCUAGCUAGUUGAUGGUUGCCCUAAACUAUGAACUUGUAUACCCUUAUCUGUUUAUAUUCAUAGAUGAAACAUUUUUGUUUUAUAAAUAAUCUCAAUUGCUUGAA